Messenger RNA from Gasterosteus aculeatus aculeatus (three-spined stickleback), 1964 nucleotides. The record is from RefSeq and is a predicted model, not a curated record. Lineage: Eukaryota; Metazoa; Chordata; Actinopteri; Perciformes; Gasterosteidae.
AUGGGUGACUGGUCCAUACUUGGUCGCUUCCUGUCAGAAGUCCAAAACCACUCUACAGUGAUAGGCAAGAUCUGGCUCACCAUGCGGCUGAUUUUCCGUAUUCUGCUCGUGGCCUUAGUGGGUGACGCUGUCUACAGUGAUGAGCAGUCACAUGUUACAUUCACAUGUAACACCCAGCAGCCUGGAUGUAACAACGUCUGUUAUGACACUUUUGCUCCUGUUUUGCAUCUUCGGUUUUGGGUCUUCCAAAUUGUGCUGGUCUCCACUCCAUCCAUCUUCUACAUAGUUUUUAUUCUACAUAAGAUUGCCAAAGAUGAAAAGCUGAAUGGCCAAAGGGCACAGAUGGUAGCCCAGAGGUAUCCCCAAUCGAGAUGUGGGCGCAUUGGGAAGGAUGGCAUGGAGGUCUUAAAGGUUGACAUGCCCACCUACUGUCAUUACAGGGAAGAUUGGGAUGCAAAAGAGAGAGAAGGAGUAGAGCAAAGCUCUCUGGAGGAGGAUGGUGGCAAAGUAGGAGAGGACCCUACGCAGCAGUCCAAUCGGGUUCUGCUCAUCUACAUUCUUCAUGUGUUACUACGAUCAGUCAUGGAGAUUACCUUUCUGGUGGGCCAAUUCUUCUUGUUCGGGUUCACGGUGCCUCAACUGUACCGCUGUGAGACCUACCCUUGUCCCACACGUACAGACUGCUUUGUGUCGCGUGCCACUGAGAAAACCAUCUUCUUGAACUUCAUGUUCAGUAUAGGUUUUAGCUGCUUUCUACUCAACAUAGCAGAGCUCCACUACCUUGGCUGGGUCUACAUUUUCCGCAUCCUCUGCUCGGCCUGUUUCACCUGCUGCAGUCAUGAGAGGGACACUAUCAGACUCUACUCAAACCACAACGCCCUCCUGCUGCAGCUAAGGCAUUCUCUUAGGAGCCAGUUGGCUCUGUAGAACUCCAGAACAGCCCUGGCUCCGGAAAAAAAUGGGGGUUUGCUCACACAAGAUAGUUGGUUUGGCCCAACUAUCUCCUUGGAGACGGACUCAGCAGUGGACUGCACGUCCAAGAUAAGUCCUAAGAACAGAGACAAAAUUAAGUUCAAAUUGACCAACAUGGCGAGGCUGGGACGGACUAAGAAGUCUUGGCUAUGACAGUGGUAUUUUCCUGUACUGCCCUUCAAUGGGCUCUCACAGGCCUGAAACAGAUCCUUUAUGAACAUUUAAUGCAGACCUAUUUUAGCUAACGCUAGUUUCCUUAAUUAGCAAGAAACUUAUUUUAAAAGGUACCAAUGCAAUGAUUUUGUGGAAUGCCAUUAAAUUAAGGCAAAAAAAGACUUCAGGAAGAGAAAGGAGGAAACUCCAAAUCUUUUUUUUCAAUUUGUAUGGCAAUUUUUGUAACUUCCCGAAACCAGUAAUCCAACAUUCAUACCUACUUAAUCCAGCAUUUUUCAGACAAGUAUAGGGACGAAAAAACAGGCAUCGUUUGAACUUCUAUCUCAGCUAUGGUUUUCCUUCUUAACACCCUUCAGCCAAAAAGUUAAAUCUAUUUGUACAGAUUUAAACAUUAACUAUUUUGUAAUGUUUUUUUGAAACUGUUGACGAGCAUCAAUAAUGCAGCUGCAUUAUUGAAUAUUACGUUGUAGGACAAUAGACAUCAAAAACAAAGAACAUACAUUUUUGUGUUUGUAAUUUUUGCUUUUCCACUAUGAACAUACCAACCAUUCAAAACCCGUGUAGAAUAUUAUGUAGUAUGGAGAUGAUUCUACCGUGUUAUAGAUUUUGGGACGCACGACUUUUAGUCACAGAAAUGUUUAGAUAUUUUUGAAUUUCAUUGAUAGUAGUACAUUUAAGAAUUUAAAAGAAUUUAAUUUGAUUCAUUUAGUGUUGUGAUGAUAGAGCUGUGAUUUUACAGACAUUUAUUUUAUUCAUUGAAAUUAUUCCCGUUGGCUCAAAUGUGACAUACACUGUAACAAAUUGCUGUAAAUUUACGG